CUCAGUCACCGACGCGAUCCAAGGCUCUAGCUCCCAAAGACAUCUUAGGCAAUAGAAGUCCGAAGUCCCGGCUAAAUCUGUUAAGGGAGAAGCGGGUAUGACUAGCACCCGAUUUCUGUUGGGUGACCUCCUCUACAAUAGAUGGAGAGACCAGAGACGGUAGUGGACGCACCACCUUCUGAUCCCGAAAAGGAGAGUGAAGAAUUAGCGGCCCGGGUUAAGAGCUCCGUAUCCACACUUCCUCCUCUCCUCUCUUCCCUUCCAGACCACCAUGGCUGCAGGCAAUGGCACCGAGGCAGGGGGGCAGGAGGUCUGGGCGGGAUCAGGAGUGGAGGUGGAGGGUUCAGAGUUACCCACCUUCUCAGCCGGAGCCAAGGUCCGGGUGGGAGCGACCAUUGUGCUGUUUGUUUCUUCGGCAGGAGGAAACCUGGCCGUGCUGUGGUCAGUGACCCGGCCGCGACCCAGCCAGACCCGUCCUUCCCCGGUUCGGCGACUCUUCGCCCAUUUAGCGGCUGCCGACUUACUAGUCACUUUCGUGGUCAUGCCCCUAGAUGCCACCUGGAACAUUACUGUCCAGUGGUUGGCAGGAGACAUCGCAUGUCGGACACUUAUGUUCCUAAAACUAAUGGCCAUGUAUGCCGCAGCUUUCCUGCCCGUAGUUAUCGGGCUUGACCGCCAGGCGGCAGUACUCCACCCGCUGGGACCCCGCUCAGGUGGAAGGAAGCUUCUGGGGGCAGCUUGGGGACUUAGCGUCCUGCUGGCCGUGCCCCAGCUGUUCCUGUUCCACACUGCCCAGCGAGCCGGUCCAGUCCCCUUCACUCAGUGUGUCACCAAAGGGAGCUUCAAGGCUCAAUGGCAAGAGAUCACCUAUAACCUCUUCACCUUCUGCUGCCUCUUUCUGCUGCCACUGACUGUCAUGGCCAUCUGCUAUAGCCGUAUUGUCCUCAGUGUGUCCAGUACCCAGACCACAAGGGGGAGCCAUGCACCCGAUGGUGAAUUUGCCCUCCGCCGCAGCUUUGACACUCGCCCUCGUGUUCGUCUUCGGGCCCUGCGACUGGCCCUACUAGUCUUAUUGACCUUCACCCUCUGCUGGACACCUUAUUACCUACUGGGUCUGUGGUACUGGUUCUCCCCCACCAUGCUAAGUGAAGUCCCUCCCAGCCUCAGCCACAUCUUUUUCCUCUUUGGCCUCCUAAAUGCUCCUUUGGAUCCUCUCCUCUAUGGGGCUUUCACCCUUGGCUGCCAAAGAGGACACCACCAACUUAGAAUAGACUCCAAGGAAGGAGGGUCCAGAAGAAUGCCAGAUCAAGCCAUCAGACAGCUAGAAAUGCAAGCAAAUGUGCCAUCAAGAAAAGAAGAAGCAAAAGAGACAUUUUUGUAAUAGUCCAUCAGCUUUCAGUAAGAGUAUACAGAACAGAAUUACUCUCCACUACUGCAAGAAUGUCUCACUGCGACAUAUGCAUUC
Messenger RNA from Perognathus longimembris pacificus (Pacific pocket mouse), 1465 nucleotides. Its product is annotated as gonadotropin-releasing hormone II receptor-like. The record is from RefSeq and is a predicted model, not a curated record. Gene Ontology annotation, cellular component: membrane. Bases 272 to 1381 code for a protein of 369 amino acids. Gene Ontology annotation, biological process: G protein-coupled receptor signaling pathway. Gene Ontology annotation, molecular function: gonadotropin-releasing hormone receptor activity; peptide binding. The transcript has 3 exons. Lineage: Eukaryota; Metazoa; Chordata; Mammalia; Rodentia; Heteromyidae.